UUCACAAAUCCUCUCUCUCUCUUUUUCAAACCCAAAGAAAACAAACAUAGAGAUAGUGACUUCAAACAUUUUUGCUUCAGGGAAUCUCUGUGCACAUACAUAGAGAUAAUUCACAACAACAAUAAUUACAACCAAUCAAUCAAAAUCAUCCCCUCGUCUUCCUCUUCUCUCUCUCUCUCUCUCUCUCUCUCUCUCUCUAAUACUCUCCCUCUCUUCAGUUUGAAGCAAAACCCUCCAUGGAGAUCCAAAAAAAGCUUCUCAAGUUCAAGUUCCAUAUAUUGUUCACACUCAGUCUCUUGGGUUUGGUGUUUUCUUUAGUGAUUUUUGCUCCAAGGGUCUUGACCAUUUUGGCUUACUUCUGGCCUCUCUUUCUCUCCACUGCUCUCUUCCUUGUCGCCGUCGUCUUCUUCGGCAAGACCUCACUGCCCGCCGCUGAUUCCCAUAUCGAGCACCACAAAGCCGCCGCCGAAGACAUCCUCGGUUACGUUGCCGGCCAAGAUCAUGCCGUACAACAUCCACCUCCACAAACUGAAGCUGAAGAUGAAGGUGAACCAGUUCCUCAAAGCUUCCACCACACACAGAGUGGUAGCUCCAGCUAGUUCAAUUUUUUAGUGUAAUAAUUUCUAACUCUUUUGUUUUUGUUGUCUUUCUAAUGUACUGAAGUGUAGAGUAUUUUGGGCAGAAUAAUAAACUUUUUUUU
Molecule: messenger RNA, 700 nt
Organism: Pistacia vera
Lineage: Eukaryota; Viridiplantae; Streptophyta; Magnoliopsida; Sapindales; Anacardiaceae
Exons: 1
Coding region: 237-599 (120 amino acids)
Source: RefSeq, a predicted model, not a curated record